Messenger RNA from Rubroshorea leprosula, 954 nucleotides. The record is from the annotation of a GenBank genome assembly. Lineage: Eukaryota; Viridiplantae; Streptophyta; Magnoliopsida; Malvales; Dipterocarpaceae.
AAAGCAUCCUUAAACUUUAAUUCUCCGGAACCGAAAUGGUCCUUCUGAAGGAAUCAAGUUUGAUCUGGAACACUCCUGAACUGGCUCGCUCGCUUCUUCCAGAUCUUCACCCAGAUCCUCAGGUUGGUGGGUCACCAUCCACUUCUGUCCUUGUCGUCAUCGUCAUCUUCUUUAGCGCGCUCGCUUUCUUCUUCCAAAUCUUCACCCAGAUCCUCAGGUCGGUGCGUCACCAUCCGCUUCUAUCCUCGUCGUCUUCUUCAGCACACCGUUUCAAGCCCUUUCCCAUCGUUGACUCGCCGGAGACCGAGUCUCCUUUGGUGGUUGAGAUCGUCGCCGUUUUCGACUCCGCCACCACCAUUACGAGGAGAAAAUCAAGAAACUCAUGGUUAAAGAAUUCAGCUUUAUUGGAGAUUCUAGGAGAAAUGUUUUAUUUUAUUUAUAUUGGUACUUGGCUUAACGUAGUUCUUGACUUGGAUGAAACUCUAGUAUGUGCAUAUGAGACCUCUACUCUGCCUCUUGCUCUUCGUAAUCAAGCAACAGAAGCUGGAUUGAAGUGGUUUGAACUUGAAUACAUGUCUUCAAACAAGGAUUCCAUCCUUACCAUGAGUUUCUCGAUUUUCUCCUCGGUAACGGUGGUGAUGGAGUUGAAAACGGUGACGAUCUCAACCACCAAAGGAGACUCGAUCUUCUGUGAGUCAACGACGGGCAAGGGCUUGAAACGGUGGUUGAAGAUGACGACGAGGACAGAAGCUGAUGGUGACCCACCGACCUGAGGAUUUGGGUGAAGAUCUGGAAGAAGAAAGCGAGCCAGUUCAGGAGUGUUCUAGAUCAAACUUGAUUCCUUCUUUUCCAUAAGGUGAGAGAGAUAGAAAUGUGACGUAGAAUGAAAUUGGUGCCAUGUGUGUGUGGUGUUUUCCCAGGUAAGCUUGUGAAAAUUAAAAGAGGUAAUAGGUG